AAUUUUCUGUUUUUCUGGCUGUGCCGCACGGCAUGCGGGAUCUUAGUUCCCCGACCAGGGAUCGAACCUGCGCCCCCUGCGGCGGAAGCGUGGAGUCCUAACUAUUGGACUGCCAGGGAAGUCCCAUUUUAACCAUUUUAAAGCGUAUAGUUUAGUCGUAAAAAGUGUUGUGCAGCCAUCACCACCACCAUCUCCGGAACUUUUCCUUCAUCCCAAACAGAUACCCCAGACCCAUUAAACACUCACUACCCUGCCCCGCGUCUCCCCAGCCCCUGGCGCACACCAUUUGAUUUUCUGUCUCUGAAUUUGCCAGCCAGGCACUGUGCGUAAAUGGAAUCGUAUCGUAUUUGACCUUUUGUGUCCGGCUUAUUUCACAGAGCAUAAUGUUCUCCAAGUUCAUCCAUACUGUGGUGUGUGUCAGAAUUUCUUUCUUUGUAACGGCUGAAUAGUAGCCCAUCGUAUGGACGGACAACACUUUGCGUAUCCAUUUGUCCAUUGACGGACACUUGGGUUGUUUCCACAUUAUUGCUAUCGUGAAUAAUGCUGCUGUGAAUGUCUGCAUACAGGUAUCUGACUGAAUGCCCGUUUUCGCCUUAUUUUGGGUAUAUCCCUAGGAGUGGGAUUUCUGGCUCAUAUGGCAAUUCUGAGUUGAGCUUUCCAAGGAGCCACCCUUUAUCCCUGACUUUUUUUUUUUUUUUUUUUUUUGGCAUGCCGCGAGGCUUGUGGGCUCUUAGUUCCCCGACCAGGGAUCGAACCCGGGCCUCAGCAGUGAAAGCACGGAGUCCUAACCACUGGACCGCCAGGGAAUUCCCCGUCCCUGACUCUUUAUUCCUGUGCCUGAUGUAGACGACGGCACAGCACAGGCCUGGAUAAACACUUGCUGCUGGGAAGGAAGGGUGGAUGAAUGGAAGGAAGGUGGAGGCAGGUCUGACUCGAAUUCUUUGGGUCUCUCCCACCCCAGGGUCCCCCCAGCUGCGCCUGGUGGCCGGGCCCAGCAGGUGCUCAGGCCGGCUGGAGGUGUGGCACGGCGGGCGCUGGGGGACCGUGUGUGACGACACCUGGGACCUGCGGGACUCGGCUGUGGUCUGCCGCGAGCUGGGCUGCGGCGGACCUCGGCAGCCGGACCCUGCUGCCGGCCGCUUCGGCUGGGGCGCCGGCCCCAUCUGGCUGGACGACGUGAGGUGUGUGGGGACCGAGGCUUCCCUGGCUGACUGCCCUGCCGCUCCCUGGGGGAAGCACAACUGUGCUCACAACGAGGACGUUGGAGUUACCUGCACUGGGACCCCCGGCCUGGACUCCAUCUCAGACCCCUUCAGUUGGAGCUGGAUCCCUGGCCUGGGUAGAGACCCGGAUGCCUGGCUCCCGGGGGAGCUGGCCACCAAGCCCUCUGCGAGGCGGACCCCCGGCGUUGCUGAGAAAUCCACCACCAAGGCCCCAGGGAAGACACCCAAAAGCACGAAGAAGUGGGUGACCAAAACCGCCAAGAGACCGACCACUCAGCCCCCCGUGGUACCAACCACUAAGCACUCCAGGGCCACGGGCACCCAGAGUCCCCCAGAACUGACCUCACUGACCACCAGCACUCCGACCGCUGAGGCCUCCCGAAGACCGACCUCCGAGUUUACCAGCAGGCUGACCACAGAGGCCUCUCGCAGGCUAACCUCACACACCACCGAAAGGUGGACUCCCCGGGCCCCCCGGGAACGGACCUCUAAGACCCUGGCCACACCGACCACCCAGGGCCCCCGAGAGCUGACCUCUGAGGCCACCACGGAGCCAUCGGCUGAGAUCCCAGGAGUAGGUACUCCAGAGUCCUCCAAAGAGCCAGCCCCCUCCCCCACUGGGGCAUCAGGCCUGUUCCGGGUUCGUCUGGCCGAUGGGCCCAACCGGUGUGCCGGGCGGCUGGAGGUGUGGCACGCCGGGCGCUGGGGGACAGUGUGUGACGACGGCUGGGACCUGCGGGACGGCAUGGUGGCCUGCUGGGAGCUGGGCUGCGGGAGGGUUCGGCCCCGAGUGGGCAAAACCCACUACGGCCCUGGCACCGGGCCCAUCUGGCUGGAUGACGUGGGCUGCAAGGGAAGUGAGGCCUCGCUGAGCGACUGCCCCGCUCGGGCGUGGGGACAGCACAACUGCGACCACGAGGAGGACGUGGGGCUCACCUGCACCGGCUAUGCAGACGAGGAAGGCUAUCCCCCCUGGACCUGGGACCCCACCUCGGGAGAGGACCUGGCCAAGGGGACCACCGCUGCAGCGGUGCCUGCACACACUCCCUCCUGGGGCACCGCUGGGAGCCCAGGGCCCCCCUCCCCAGCGACGAGGCGCCUUCCAAGCACAGGUGGCGAGGAUGGUUAUGAGCCUUCUUGGACGUGGGACACACCUUCAGGAGAGGUCCCAGCCAAGGGGACCCCCACCGCAGGCAUGCCUGGACCCGCUGGCACCGCUGGCACCAUCAGCAGCCCAAGCCAUCCCUCUCCAGCUCCAAGGGUCCGGGGGGAUACAGGUUCCCUGAAGAAACCGUGGCCCGAGCGACGGCUGCGGCCCACAGCGGCCAGGACUGCGCCCCCCACCACUUCCCCAGCUCCCUCCGCCUCGCCGGGGUCCCCGGGCCCUGUCCUGACCUCUGACUCCGCGCCGCAGCUCAUCCCCACAGCAGCUUCAACGCAGGAGGUGACCUCUGACCCUCCCGCCACUUUGCCGCCCAGCCCAGACCCGGCAUCCUGGAUGAACUCUCACCGCACCUUGACAACCCCUGGCCUUACCUUGUCCACCCCUGAUGCCACCGUGUUUCCAGCGCUGACCCCUGGGCUUUCACCCACUCCACCACCCACCAUGCCCAAAGAACUGACCUCUGACCCCUCUGCACCGGCGGUGGUGACCCGCCUUUCCCCUACCUCAGAGCUGACACCGGAGUCUGACACAACCCCAGGCUGGGACACAUCUCCAUACCCCAACACAACUCCAGAACCUUCUAGUUUCCCAGACCCUUCCACAAGCCCUCACCCCACUACCAUCCCUCACUCCACCAUGACGUCUCACCCUACCACGACCUCUCACCCCACUACCACCCCCCCUCCUCCCAUCACCAGCGCUCAACCCAUCACAACCCCUUACCCUGCCACGACCCCUCACCCCACCACCACUGCUUACCCCACCAUGACUCCUCACCCCACCUCAACCCCUGUGGUCACUGCCAAGUCCCUUCUAACUUCCUUGGGAACAGAACUUCCCUUUCCCUCUUCAGCACCAACAGUCAAGCCCAGCCCACACCCCCGGUUGACCUUCACGGGGGCCCCUCACCCCUCCACAUCCCAGAUGUGGAGCCUAGAGUCCUCUCCAGCAACAGAGUCCAGCCCCUGCAGGCCCUCUCCAGCCCCCAGCAUAGACACCCUGUCCACUGAGAACUUCAAACCACCCACAAGCCAGAGCCCCAAAGAAACCUCUCCACCUACCCAGACUCCACACUCAGCCUCUGACCCCACUGUGACCCCUGACCUCCACCUGUCCCCUAUGGCCCCCCCCUUGGAUCAACCUCCCCCUGACCGCCUCACCCUAGGGCCAACUCCUGGUCAGAGCCCAGGCCCCCUUGGCCCAUGUGAAGCCCCAGUGCCACCUGUAAGGGUCAUGGCUUGUGAUCCGCCUGCCCUGGUUGAGCUGGUGGCCGCUGUGAGGGAUGUGGCUAGCCAGCUACGGAGGGUGACACAGGCCCUGGAGCGGGACCGGCAGGAGCGCCAAGCCCUGGGACUGGGGUUGACCCAGCUGGUGGAGGCUGCCCAGGGUCUGGGGCAGCUGGGUGAGGUUGUAAAGAGACUGGCAGAGGUGGCCUGGCCCCCCAGCACACCUACACCAACCACUACUACCCCAGAGGAGGAAGAGAGGCCUCUGCGGGGAGAUGUGUGACCUUAUCUGGGGUCUGAGGGACUUAAGAUGCUCCCAAACCAAAAGGGGAAAACCAAAGUAUCUAAUUAAAAACAAAAUGUGA
Messenger RNA from Physeter macrocephalus (sperm whale), 3979 nucleotides. RefSeq names its product scavenger receptor cysteine rich family member with 5 domains (gene SSC5D). The coding region runs from base 901 to 3897 and encodes 998 amino acids. The record is from RefSeq and is a predicted model, not a curated record. Gene Ontology annotation, molecular function: serine-type endopeptidase activity. The transcript has 7 exons. Gene Ontology annotation, biological process: zymogen activation. NCBI's taxonomy places the organism in Eukaryota, Metazoa, Chordata, Mammalia, Artiodactyla, Physeteridae. Gene Ontology annotation, cellular component: plasma membrane.